AUGAUGCCAAGGCGUGCCCAUGGCUCCUCAGACAAUCUGGAGCUGCUGCUGCUGGAGUCACCAGGCGGAGCAGCAGCAGCGGUAGUGCGGCAAGAAUCGCAGGAAUCAAGGGAGUCACAGCAAGAAGCAGGGGCAGCAGCACGAGAUGGAAAGGAGGCUCAAGCAAGGCCCGUGCCCCGGCUCCCUCCCAAGAGCCCCAAGGUCUCUCGUGGCCCACGUGCCCGUGCACAUGGCCACAGGCGCGCCCAUAGCUGCGGAGACCACCUGGACCUGCUGCUGCACGCAUCAGACGAACCACCAAAACCACUGGGAGGAGCAGCACACGUGCAAGGAGGUGAAGGAAGAGGAGGAGAAGGAGGAGGAGGAGGAGGAGGAGCAGUAAUAGCAGCAGAAGUGCGGCGAGAAGUGCAGGCUCAACAGACGUGCAUCCCCCGGCUCCCUCCCAAGAGCCCCAAGGUCCCUCGUGGCUCAUGUCAGCAGCAGCAGCAGGGGGAGCGAGAGGAGGUACAGCAUGAGAGGGUGCAGGAGGCGGCAGCACAAGGGCUGCCCAGCUGCCAUCCGGGCCACGAGGCAGUGAGAGCCCCCGCAGCUGCUCACCUGGUCCCUCUCAUAUGCCCCACCCUGCCCUUUCCUUCCCCAGUUCACGCUGCUGCGAAAGCAGAGAAAUCUUCAGUCGCAAAGAGCUUUACUGCUGCUGUUCAUGCCAAUGCUGCUCUCGCCACUGCUGCUACUAUAGACGCAGUAUCAAGUGGAACCCGAAGUGAGGCUUUGGAAGGGUAUGGGGCUGCAUAUGGGUACAGAGAGGCGGGGUUGGAGAAGCUGCAGAAAACGAGUGAGGGGGACGGGGGGAAUAUAGCCGAGCAAGGUUUCGAGCUCAAGGAGGCAGAGAGGGAGGAGGAGGAUACGGAGGAGGAUAAGGAGGAGGAGGAGGAGGAGGAGGAGGAGGAGGAGGAGGAGGAAGAGGAGGAGGAGGAGGAGGAGGAAAAGGAGGAGGAUAAGGAGGAGGAGGAAAAGGAGGAAGAGGAAGAGGAGGAAAGCAGUGAAGAGCACCGCACGGAUUGCUGUAGCGGCAGCAGGGGUUGCUACAACGGCAGGGAGGAAGGCAUGGGGAACGGCUGUAGCAGGGGGCCACAGAGGAGCAGCAGCGUGGAGAGGAGCAUCCAGGGCAUGAACGAUUGCACCACUCCGUCUCAAGUUCCAGUGAGAACAAAGGCGGGUGGCAGGCGAUCGCUGCACCGCCGAAGUGCCUCUGAGUGCCCCUUCGAGCAGGCCUUUGGCCGUGCAUCCUUUGGACGAAGCCUGCAGCGCUGUGACAGUGCACGGAGUGUGGGCAGCGGGGGCAGUUUGGGCAGUGUGGGCAGUGCGGGGAGUGCGCGGUUGGUGUGUGAGCGCAUCUUGAGUGGAUGUUCCAUGUCUCCUGUGCCCAUCAUCCUCUCCUCCCACCUGGUCAGUGUGGGGCUGCCUCAACGGUCCCGCACGGCAGAGACAACUGCUGAGAGGUAUGAUGCGUGCAGGGCUGAUUGGGACACUGCAGAUGCGUGCAGGGCUGAUUCACACACUGCAAGCACGACUCAUUCGCACUCAACAGGGAGCAUUGACUACUUCUCUGCAGCAGCAGGCGGAAUAACCAGCACUGGUGCCCCCCAGUUGCCAAGGAGAGCAGCAGCACCAUCAGCGGGUGUGUCUAAACGCAUGGGUGUCUCAUCCUCCCUCUCCCUACCUCACGCCUCCUCCUGCCCGCCUUCCCCGUCGUAUCCCCCCUCUGCCGGCCUCUUUCUGCCCGGCCUGCCCCACUGGACCAAGCGGUCGCUCCCUCGCUCGCUGCGCAUCUCCCGCUCGCUGCUCUCCUUUCCAGAGCGCGCCCUGCUGGAGCACCGCCAGGAGACCGCCCUCCUGCAGGGCAUGGACGGCAGUCAGGAGAGAAUGGGGGGGAGAGAUGAGGGGAGCAAGGAGGAGAGGAUGGACCAGAGAAAAGGGAUGAGUGUGCGAGUGAAGAGUGACACCUCCCUCCUGUCGGCAGCAGCAGCAGCAGUGGCAGCGCCAGUGUCCCCUGGAGAGUCAAUCCGAGCGGCGGUGGCGGUGUAUUCCGCUUCGAGAGAGUUCUGGCGCCCCCCCUCCACCCCCAAGCCUGUGCAGCACGCCCGGCUGUGCCUCCCCAGGUACUCCCCCUCUGUGCCGCCCAUCGGCAUGGAGAAGCUGAUGCAGGGCGCUGCAGGGGGAGGCGAAACUGGGGCGGGUGGGUUUGCUGGGUUUGGUUCGUUUGGCGGUGGGAGUGGGGGUUGGGGGUUGGUGACGGGAUGGUGGGGUGCUGGAGAGGGUGUGGAAGGUGAGAAGGAGGGAAAGGAGGGGAAGGAGGGGACGGGAGAGGCGGGGUGGCCUGGGUUUGAAGGAUUGGCGGACGUGGCUUGGGGGAUGAUGUGGGCGGGAGGUGGGGAGGGGACGAGCGAGGAGAAGAAAGAGGGGGUUGUCGAUGAAGGUGAGGUGGAGGCCGUGGGAGAUAAGGAAGAAGAGAUAGUUGUCGAGAGAGGAGAGGAGCAAGGUUUCACUGUGGGAGAGAACUGCCCAUCUGCAGAGGGGGGUUGA
Closterium sp. Naga37s-1 is the source of this 2583-nucleotide messenger RNA. NCBI's taxonomy places the organism in Eukaryota, Viridiplantae, Streptophyta, Zygnematophyceae, Desmidiales, Closteriaceae. The record is from the annotation of a GenBank genome assembly.